Symbiodinium necroappetens is the source of this 4815-nucleotide messenger RNA. The record is from the annotation of a GenBank genome assembly. NCBI's taxonomy places the organism in Eukaryota, Dinophyceae, Suessiales, Symbiodiniaceae.
AUGAUUCCAAAGUCAUUCGAUCGCACGGAGCAGACACGGCCGAAGAAACGAAGAAAAAGUGCAAAGUGCGCCAUGGAAUCUCUGCUUGCCCGUGCGGAAGAGGCAAUGCAGAGCCUCUCGCGGCCCGAGGCCGAGGCACCCACCUGGCCUCCACCGGCUGCCUUGGGCCAGGAGCUCUUCGCACGGGUGCAAAAGGAGCAUUCAAAGGCAAAGGCCAAGGCGACGCCACUGGGCGUGGAGUCUGCACGGCGCCUCGCGGCUGCUGCGGCUGCUGCCUUGCGGCUGUCUUGGGCAAUUGGCCUUGCCUCAGCGGAAGCGACAGAUUGGCAGCAGUUUUUGGAAGACAAGCUUCAGGAAGCGCUCCAGGUAUUGGCCGCAGCGGAUCCGCAGUGGAUGAACGCUGGCCUUGGCUGCCUGCCGAAGGAGCUGACGAAGCGAAAGUCCAGCACGGAGUCCGUUGAGACACUGCUCCGGCACUUGGACUUCUUCGACCAACUCCUCUUCAGGCUCUGGCGUGGGCGAGGCGGUGAUGACAUUCGCCAUCCCGCGGAGCUCUCGGAAGCAGCCUGCGAAUGCCAUCUGCAGCGAAAACCAGAGCUUCGCGCGGCAUUGCAAAGCCUUCUUUUAUCCACAAAGCGUGCAACUAAGCGGGCGGUGCUCUGGGACUUCCGCAAGGCCUGGCUGCUGCGCGGUGCUGGGCCGCCGUGGAAAGCCGCUCCGCUGCCGCUGCGCUUCCUGCGAGCGCGCUGGUUGGAGGCCAGCUGCCUCGUGGAACUCUAUGCAGCGACGAACGCGACCGACAGACAGAGGCGGAACAGACUCCAGAAGGCUGUGCUGAAUUGGCAACUGGCUGGGAGAGACGCAUCGGCGAGAUGCCAUGGCUUUGCUGUUCCGAGUGCUAGGGCUUUGAAGGUUUUGAAGAAGUACUCUCGGAAAGGAGGGCUUGUGGAGCUCGGAGCUGGGGUGGGAUACUGGGCAGCGCUGCUGCGGCGCCGGGGUGUCCACGUGGUGGCUUUGGACAUCGACCCACCCGAGGAAAAGGGCGAUGAGAUGCACAAGGUAGACUUUGGAGAUGCAUCUUCCCUGAGGAAGCUUUCGUGCGAUGUGCUGCUGUUGUGCAUGCCGCCUCCAGGGGAACCUGCCUGUGCAGACAGAGCCUUGAAGCAGUUUCGUGGAAAUUACGUGGCUUACGUUGGUGAGUGGUCCACAGGCAUGACUGGGACUCAGUCUUUCCACGAAACGUUGCGGUCCCGGUAUGUGCUUGAGCAUCGUGUUCCGUUGCCUUGCUUCCCAAGCAUGCGCGCGGAAUGCUACGUCUUUCGCAAGCGUUCUCCUUGCGAGGUUCCAGAACUGUUGACCUGUGACGAAUGCGACUCUGCAGCAGCAUUGUACCUGUGUCCAGAAACUCGCUACUGGCGGUUGUGUUCGGAAGUCUGCUACACUGCUCUAGCGGAUGAGCAAGCGUCCCUGCUCAGAAACAUGUUUUGCGGCCUGCCGCUGGAAGUGCCGGCUUGGGGAACUUGGAAGGAGCUCAACUGGUUGGCAGAGGACUCUGCCGGAGGCCAGCGCUGGGAUCAGUUGAAGUGCGCGACGCCGCAGCCAGAAAUUGCCGGCUGGCUCAGUUCUUCGCUCGCCCCUCCCCUUGGACCAGCCCAGGCAAUGUCCGUGGAGCAGCCGGGGCAGGUUCGCGAGCCUCUUCCAGUUCAUGCUCUCCACGAGCCGCCUCCACCGCCACGGGAUCUUUAUGAUGAGCAGCCGGGAACCAGAAUCCUGUCAGCAGGGGUCCAGGGAGUCCAGGCACCAGCGCACGCUCCGGCACAGAUAGUACAGACCCCAGCAUCACUGGCACACCAUGCAGCUCCGGCUGCCCAGGCAUCACAGGCCAUCCAAGCAGCGCAGGCCGCCCAAGCAGCGCGGGCUGCCCAAGCAGCCCAGGCGGCAGCCCAGGCGGCGCAUGCUGCGCAGGCGGCGCAAGCAGCGCAGGCUGCGCAGGCUGCGCAAGCGUCCCAAGUCCCGGCGCUGCAGUACCCGCAGGCAGCCUCGCCUCAUCGUAGCUUCCACCCUCCGACGACUCCGGCAGCAGAGCCCCUGCAGCCACAACGACUGUUGGUCCCGCCCACGAGUGCUACGGAGGUGAAGGGCGUCUCCUGCGGCUGGUGUCGAGGAGAUCGAUCCCCCCAGGGGCUGCAGCCUCCCCUGCCGGUUCCAGCAAGCCCUGGCGGAGAAGGCAGCGAUGCCGAGGCCCCGCAGCGGGGUCAAUUUGGCUCUUGGUGCUCAGCACUGUCAUUGCAUCGUCCAAUGGCCUGGGUGGUGAUCACCGGAGGCGGCUCCGGCAUCGGUCGAGGCCUCGUGAGCCACUUCAGCAGUCGUGGGCCGGUGCUCUGCUGCGGAAGAAGAGAGGAGGCUUUGCAAGAAACGAAGAGGACUGCAACGAAUCCAGAGGCUGUAACCUAUGUUGCUUGCGACAUUGGCACGGAGGUCGGUCGGACAAGGCUGCUCGAUGCACUUCCGGCCACAGCGUCGGUGUCGCUGCUGGUGCAGAAUGCCGCCAUUGGCGACCCAGCGCCCCUGGCAGAGUUGGAUCUCAACCACUUCGAGGAGGCUUUGCGAGUCAACGUCGUUGCGCCGCUGGCUUUGACCAAGGCCUUGCUUCCUCGACUACAUGGCGGUCGUGUCCUUCACCUUGGAACAUCGGUGGCGCAUCGGCCGCAGCGUGGGACCGCGACGUACGGAAUCACUAAGGCCGCGUUCUUCCGGUUGUUCCAGCAGCUGAAUGCUGAGGGCUUGGAUGUCGCUGUUGGUUCGUUGAGCCCAGGCUUGGUGGACACUGAGGGAGUCAGAGAUCACGUGGUCAAGGCUCGGAGUUUAGAUCUGCCUCAUGUGUCUUUCUUCGACCGAGCAUUCGAGCAGGGCUGGACCACUAACAUGGACCAGCUGAUGAGCUUUGUCGACGAAGUCCUUCGAAUGCCCGAUGAGCAGUUCAUAUCGCAGGAGUGGCGGUUUUCUGAAUGGCGGGCGGAGGCAGGCUUGUCUUAUGUCCGGACAGUGGUGGAACUCCUUCAUCGACCGAGGUUGAGCGAAACCCCAAGCACUCGCGGUUCGAAUGAGCAUGUCUUUGACGGCGUGUCGACCAUGACAUGGGUUGCGCACAGAAGCCGCGUCUGGCUGCAUAAGUCUCGAGCUCUUAAGUUUCCCCUUGAACGCUCCUUCCAUGUACUGUUGGAAGGAAAGUACCGUUGGAAGGGCACUCACUUCCUGACCCCAGAUUGGCUCAAGCCGAUCGGUUGGGCAGGAGCCGGCACAGGACUUCCCCGCUGUCUGCCCAGGGAGAUGUCCAGGAACAUGGCCAGCUUUGAAGAAGUCCAGGCCCAGAGCUCCGAAGAGGAGGCGAAGAACUCCUCGUCCCGUCGUUCGCGAGUCGUGAAGAUAGCGCUGCUCCUUACGGUCGGUGUUGCCGCUUCGGCAUUCCUGCUUCGCAGCACGAAGUCCUGCAAGCCGCAGCGAUUCGGAAACCUUUUCGCUCUGCAGGGAAAGUCUGCUGUUGACGUGGAAGCGAACAUCGCGAUGAAGGCAUCCUCCUUAAAGAGAAUCAAAAACAGGAGCCUUGCAGACGCCGUGGUGCUCAAGGCCAUGAAGUCGGCGGGCCAGGAGAAAGCCAAGCGGUACAGCGAGCGUGAGGUCAGGGAGUUGCCUGCCAAUCCGGCUGAUGCUGCGCGGGAUAUGCUGUCAUACGAUGAGGUGAAGGCCUACAAGGCCGGUAAGAAGCAAGAUCGUCUCACGGACGCCCGGACAGCCUUCUGCGCUUUCAAUGUCCUGGAAGCCUUCGUGUCGGCUGUGGGACUGGGUGACGACAUCAAUGGGAUUAUAAGGGUGUGCCCGCCGCCACGUGAUGGUGAAUCAGAGUUGGCGUGCCAAGUGGACGGGGCUAUCCUGGUGGCAUGGGUUGGCAAUUUGGCCGCCAAGCUGUCCUUCGCGGCCUCGAACUGCGCGGACACCAUCUCGGUAAACGCGCUUUGUGGCGUAGGUGUCACUGGCCUCGUCUCCGUCAUGGGGGAGCUAGCAGCUACGGCCUCCCUUGCUGCUGCCACUUGCACCCCCACACCACCCAGCCUCACAACAACGAAGAUCAGCGUUCUUGGCGAUCAGACCGUGCGAGAGCGUCGUCUGCUCAUCGGUGAAGGGACGGUGGGCAACGGCGUUCAGUGCGCAGUGGAUGUGGGUAUGGUUGCCAGCAACAUCGCCAACAUGGGUAUCUCCAUCUUCCAGGCUGCGAAGUCUGGCAACUGUGGACGCCUGGCGCUCCAGUCGCCCAUCAACAAGCUCACAGGUAUCCCCGAGGCCUUGUGCACUGUUGACAUCGGUGGUGCCGUCGCCUACAUCUCUCAGGUCGUCACCUUCAUCAACCUGAUUGUGGUGCACUGCCAAGACUUCCUGGAUGUAAGUGCUCUCUGUGGUGCAAGCAUCGCGGGAAUCACAACUUCAGCUGCUGCCAUUGCUCCGUACGGUGCAGCAGUGCAUGCAGCCUGCGCCAAGAACCUGAUAGCCAGGAAUGCGGACAUUCAGGCAAAGAUCAACAGCCUCUACACAGUGCCGCAGGUGCAUCCUCGACGCUUGCAGGAGCUUGAGGACGCCGUCAGCAACCUCAAGUCGAUCCGACAGAAGCUUGAGCAGCACCUGGGCAUAAACGCUACGGCCUCGAGCACGGCCAUUUCUAGGGCCGAUUUGGCGAACAUGGUGCAGCUUAUCGAUGGUGGGAUGGACGAGGACAAGGCAUCACUGCGUGGAUCUUCAACCGUCGAUGAAUGUGAGGAGUGA